Molecule: messenger RNA, 2991 nt
Organism: Penaeus indicus
Lineage: Eukaryota; Metazoa; Arthropoda; Malacostraca; Decapoda; Penaeidae
Gene: grh
Product: protein grainyhead-like
Exons: 16
Coding region: 176-2533 (785 amino acids)
Biological process (GO): regulation of transcription by RNA polymerase II
Cellular component (GO): nucleus
Molecular function (GO): RNA polymerase II cis-regulatory region sequence-specific DNA binding; DNA-binding transcription activator activity, RNA polymerase II-specific
Source: RefSeq, a predicted model, not a curated record
GUUCGGGGGGACUCGUGACCCGCUCUUCUGUGUCGGUUUAACUCAUUCGAAGCUCGUGUUAGCUGAGGUUUCGUUCCUUCUUCUGAUUGCGAGUUCGGCUGUUUUCCUUGAGCGAGUGCGUGGACCGCGAUUCAAACUGGAUUACACAACUAAACCUCAUCCGCCAUCAACGGCGAUGAACGACCUAAGCGACGAGGGAGGAGAGACUUCCUGGCGACAGUACUGUGAACACCCGCUCACUGCCGCCACCACUGCCAUGUUGAACAUCCACGGGGCAGAAGAACAGCAGCACGUCACGCUUUUGGACUACUACAAGCCAGAUGGGUCUGGGGUUGGGAGCCCGGUGGUGGGCGGCGCGUUGGACUGCAAAAUGACAAACGGGGUGUCCGAGGGCGUGCCGGGGGCGGUGCCCGUGGAAGGGCUCCUGUUUGUGGGCGGCACGGAGAGCGUCAAGCGGGAGCCAGAGGACCUGACCCGCCGAGCCAACAGUCCUGCCGACCGCGGCGUACUGUGCGAUAGACGCCGACCGCUCCUGCCUCCGCCACCGCCCGACGGAGACUCCCCGCCAGCGCUCGACGUCCCGUCCGCCCUCAAGGACGACCUUGACCACCACGUGAUAAAGGAGGAGCUGGAACACAGCAGCCUCAAGGUGGAGUCGGGGGAUCGCCCUCGCGCCAACCACACGCUCGUCAUCCAGGCGCCGCAGGACUCGGCCGACAAGAUGAGUGCCGGCACGGGCAGCUACAUCGGGGGCUUCUCCGCCUCCUCGCCACAGUCGUACGAGCACGUGUCGCCGUACCUGUCGCCCUCGCCGCAGCCGUACACCACCAGCACGUCGCCCGUCGUGCGGGGCUCGUCCGCCGUGCACACAGUCUCGGACAACUACUACCGCGACUACUACUCCCCGAUCGAGACCCAGUACAGUGUGCGCCAGGAAUACAGUCCCGCGGACACGGGCUUCGCGGACCGCUACCCGCGGCCGGCUUAUAAGGCCAAUGGGGUCUCGAACACCCUCACCGUCGACCUGCCGUCACCCGCUGACUCGGGCAUCUCCGCCGACGCCGUCACACCCAGGGAUCAGCCAGCCAUCACUCAGACCUUCGGAUAUGAAGAGAUGGUCCAACCGAGCUCCAUCUUGGGCACUGAUCUCCGGGCACCAGCUGGCACCUCCCCCAACUCCCAGAGGCCGGCUAGGUCUUGGCACGAUUUCCCCAGGCACACGGAGGCCGACAAAAUCCAGAUACCCAAGAUACACACCGAAGAUGACAAGAUCCACAUUCCCAAGACAUUCAGUCAAUAUGGUUUUAAAUACCACCUCGAAACGCCCAUUUCCACCUCACAACGAAGGGAAGACGACCGCAUAACGUACAUCAACAAGGGACAGUUCUAUGGCAUCACGAUGGAAUAUAUACCAGACCCGGAGAAGCCGCUCAAGUCAGGGACAGUGAAGAGCGUAGUGAUGCUGAUGUUCCGAGAGGAAAAAACUCCCGAAGAUGAGAUCAAAGCCUGGCAGUUUUGGCACAGUCGACAGCAUUCAGUCAAGCAGAGAAUCUUAGAUGUUGACACAAAGAACAGCGUAGGGCUCGUCGGAUGCAUAGAGGAGAUCUCCCACAACGCCAUCGUCGUGUACUGGAACCCCCUCGAGGCCGGAGCAAAGAUUAGUGUCGCUAUUCAGUGUCUAAGCACGGACUUCAGUAGCCAAAAGGGCGUCAAGGGUCCACCGCUGCACAUACAGGUGGACACGUACGCUGUGCUCUCUCCCUCUCAACCAACUCACCACUACCAUGCUCUACAUAACCAGGGUCUGCCACUCCACAUCCAGGUGGACACGUACGAAGACCCCCGAGAUGCGGCCACCCUUGUACACCGAGGGUACUGCCAGAUCAAGGUUUUCUGCGACAAGGGCGCCGAGAGGAAGACGCGAGACGAGGAGAGGCGAGCCGCCAAGAGAAGAAUGGCCGCCACGACCCGAAAGAAAUACGAGGACCUGUACCACCAGCCGUGCGACCGCUCCGAGUUCUAUUCCAUGUCGGAUCUCACGAAGCCGCCCGUGCUCUUCACGCCCGCGGAGGACAUCGAUAAGAUGUCAAUGGAACUACAAGGUUUCUACGGACACGACACAGAGAAUGGAGACGGGCGUAAGGAGCUGACAGCCGGUCUUCCCAACGGAUCCCUCGACAGCCCAAUGGCCGACGUCUUCUCCCACGUAUCCAAGAGGUCCAGACUCACGCCCCCCCUCACAGAGCGACUCAUGCUGUACGUGAAGCAGGACGGAGAGGAGUACUACACGCCCCUCCAUCUCGUGCCGCCCUCGACGGUGGGGCUCCUGUCGGCGAUCGAGGAAAAGUACAAAAUCCCCAUGCAGAGUAUCAAAAAUGUCUACCGGAAAAAUAAAGUCGGCGUGAUGGCCAAAGUGGACGACGAGAUGCUUCGCCACUACUGCAACGAGGACAUCUUCCAAAUGGAGGUGCAGCACCGCGACGCCGAGAGCUACGACCUCACCCUCACCGAACUCACGCAGGUGGACCACUGAGGACCCGCGCGCCAGCCUCUGUCUCCCCGCCCCCCCCCCCCUCUCUCUCUCUCUCCCCCUCCACAAGUCCCCCACACUGUCAUUCACGAGUGCACCAUCUGUCAUUGCCUCCUCGAUGAUGACAGCAUCUUCGUCGCGGGAUUUAGAUGGAAAAGGGAGAAAAGGAGGAAGGAAGGAAGGAAGGAAGGAAGGAAGGAAGGAAGGAAGGAAGGAAAAGACUGAGGACUGGAUGGCGGUGGUUGUGAAGGAUGGAGGCCGAUGGAGAGAAAGGAUCCUGGUCUGGAGAGGAUUUCGGCGGAGCGGAAGGAAGGAAGGAUAUUGACAGGGUCUUUUUUUUCUAUUUCCUUUUCUCCUCGGAGGAAUUCGCUUCGCGCUCUUGUUCUCCUUUCCCUUCUAGCUUGUAUUCCCUUAUCCACUUCUUCCUCCUUUGAUUCCCUCUCCUCUUCCUCCUCUUCCCC